Panicum virgatum (switchgrass) is the source of this 2447-nucleotide messenger RNA. RefSeq names its product thiosulfate/3-mercaptopyruvate sulfurtransferase 1, mitochondrial-like. The transcript is spliced from 12 exons. Gene Ontology annotation, cellular component: mitochondrion. Gene Ontology annotation, biological process: transsulfuration. Gene Ontology annotation, molecular function: thiosulfate-cyanide sulfurtransferase activity. The record is from RefSeq and is a predicted model, not a curated record. Bases 906 to 2048 code for a protein of 380 amino acids. Lineage: Eukaryota; Viridiplantae; Streptophyta; Magnoliopsida; Poales; Poaceae.
GUCCCUUUUGAGUAGCAAAUCAUGUUUUAGGGCUGCCUUCUAGUAUUAGUCGCUUAGCUCCUUCUCUAGAUUUAUUUUCCUGCUCUAGGUUUAAUUAAUUUUCAGCUUAAUUAAAACCUGAAAAAGCAAAACAAAAAUUAGUUUAGUUGUUCCUGUGUUAGCUAGAUUUCAUUCCAGUAUUUCUAGUUUUUGUUUUAUCUAUGCUCUAACCCCUUUGUUCGAGUUUCUGAGAUAUUUUGGCCUUCCGAACGCUUUGCUCUGAUCUUCGUUUGCGUGGUUGAACUUGUGAGAUUUUGUUCGAACUUUUCUCGAUCGAGCUUCCGUUGUGUGUCAAGAGUAUUCCUAGUGCCGAUAGUCGUUCCGAGCUAUGCGGUACUGACACUCUUCGUCCGAGGUGCGUUGGGUGUAAUCGGGACUUUUCUCUUCGAUUUUUCAAAUCGAAUUUGAGGCUCUCAUUCACCCCUCCUCUGCUCGCCUAUUUGGUCCUUCACAAAGGUCAGGAGGUUAAAGCUGCAACGGCUGAAGACCCUUUACUUGAACAAAGAAUAGCAAGAGGGUAGGAAAACCAUGAAGCGCCUCUGCUCUGCUGCUGGGCGCAAUAGCUUCAUCCAGAGUGUUGUGUCUUGGUGUGUAUUUGCAUCAGCCAUCAGGUUCUUCUAUAGCUGUGACAUUGCCUUAGUUUUUUGUUCUUAGUGAGUUGAGUUUUAGAGCUGCUAAGAUUAUACUGGUUACUCCAGUGAAUUGAGUUGGAAACUGUGUUUGCAUUGAAGCUUAACUUGUUAUGACUAUUAACCAUAUGAAAGGAGAUCCCAUCUUUGUAUUCAUGCCGUUGUUCCCUUGGAGUGCUGUCCUAUCUCCUAUGCGUGCGUUGUUUUUUGAGGGCAAGACGGCCAUACACUAGCGUGAUGUCAUUGAUAACUUUGCACAUAUGGGCACAAACAUGGACACACAGUUCGAGCUGGCAGGACGGAUCCGAAGCAAACAAAAAUUAUUUGUUUAUUUAUAAUAAAUUCCUGGCUGCCUCACGAGCCCAUCUGCUCCGCCCAUCGUCUCCCUCGGCUUUCUUAAGCCCUCCGCUCCCCUUCUCUCUCCCACAGGAGUCCCAAUCAACAAGCAGGUCGGCCAUGGCGCAGGAUGAUUCGGUUGUUUCUGCUCAGUGGCUGCACCAGCACCUAGGAGCGCCUGACGUUAAGGUUUUGGAUGCUUCCUGGUACAUGCCGGUAGAGAACAGGGAUCCAUGGGAAGAAUACCAGGUGGCACAUAUCCCUGGUGCGUUGUUCUUCGACAUAGAUGGCAUAGUCGAUCAGACAACUGACUUACCACACAUGUUGCCAUCAGAAGAGGCUUUUGCAGCAGCAGUUUCUGCGCUGGAUAUAAAAAACCAGGAUAAAGUUAUUGUUUAUGAUGGAAAAGGAUUCUUCAGUGCACCUCGUGUUUGGUGGAUGUUUAGAGUUUUUGGGCACAAUAAAGUUUGGGUGUUAGAUGGAGGUUUACCUCAGUGGCGAGCUUCGGGGUUUGAUCUUGGAAGUGCCAACCCUGAUGAUGCAGUUGUUAAAUCCAAAACUGCCAAUAAGGCUGUUGAAAGGGUUUAUAAUGGUGAACUGACAAAUACAAUCACAUUCAAGACUGAAUUUCAGCCUCAUCUAUAUUGGACACUGGAAAAGGUCGCGCAUAAUGUUGCUGCUAAGAAUUACCAACAAGUAGAUGCCAGAUCAAAGGGCAGAUUUGAUGGUGUAGCACCAGAACCACGGGAAGGAGUGAGAAGUGGACAUAUACCAGGAAGCAGAUGUGUUCCGUUCCCAGAGAUGUUUGAUGGUGCACCAAGGCUUCUGUCCGCUGAUGAGCUGAGGAAAAAGUUUCAGCAAGCAGGAAUUUCUCUUGACCACCCCAUUGUUGUCAGUUGCGGAUCUGGCGUGACUGCCUGCAUACUUGCUCUGGGGCUCUAUAGAAUUGGGAAGCAUGAUGUUCCAGUUUAUGAUGGAUCUUGGACAGAAUGGGAAGCGCAAUCAGAUUCUGAUUACCCAAAAGCUACCGCCACUGCUGCUUAAAAUCCCCAACUAUAAAGAGAAGUGAAACAGUCCAUCCAUCCUGGAGCAUUCAGUUUAGAAUGUCAGCAAAGAUGACAUUUCCAUGUUACAAGCUUUGCACUUAAACAAAGGCAAAGCUUAUAAGGGUAAGAAAUGCCCAAAGAGAUGAAGAGAACAUGAAGCAGGGACAGAAAGUGCACCUUGUCAAUUCUUGUGACCCUAUUGUCAGCAUCGAACUUAUGGUUGACAUCUACUAGCGUCAUUGUAUUUACCCAUGCUCACGAUAUUGCAGCUAAAUGAGUUAAGAAUGGCAAAUUCUUGUUUUUGGAUCAAAAUAUGAGGAUUAAUGUAUGAGAGUUUCAACUCUCACAACAUUUUUUAUUUUGCAAAGUCGAUUAAAUUGGAUAUGGAAAUUGUUUU